GAGAAACAUAAAAUCUUGCAGCACUUUGACGACCAAUGAUUUGAUUGUGGCUUAAGUUUCCAUGGUGUUAUGAGAGGAGAGCUGGUCUGGUGGUAAAGGUAAAGUGUGCCGUCAAGUCGAUUUCGACUCCUGGCGCCCACAGAGCCCUGUGGUUUUCUUUUGGUAGAAUACAGGAGGGGUUUGCCAUUGCCUCCUCCCACGCAUUAUGAGAUGAUGCCUUUCAGCAUCUUUCUAUAUCGCUGCUGCCCGAUCUAGGUGUUUCCCAUAGUCUGGGAACAUCAGUUCCCAUAGUCUGGGAAACAUACCAGUGAGGAUUUGAACCGGCAACAUUGUGCUUGUUAGUCAAGCAUGGUGGUAGCAAGCAUGACUUGUCCCCUUUGCUAAGCAGGGUAUGCUCUGGUUUGCAUUUGAAUGGGAGACCACAUGUGAGCACUGUAAGAGAUUCCCCCUUAGGGGAUGGGGCCACUCUGAGAAGAGCACCUGCAUGCUUGCAUGCUGAAGGUCCCAAGUUCCCUCGCUGGAAGCAUCUCCAAGGCAGGGCUGACAGAGAUUCCUGCCUGCAACCUUGGAGAAGCCGCUGCCAGUCUGUGCAGACAAUGCUGAGCUAGAUGGACCAAGGGUCUGACUCAGUAUAUGGCAACUUCCUAUGUUGCUAUGAAUUUGGAACUACACCACUGCAAAACAGCACAUUGCAGCAAAUUUCUGCAGGCGUUCUGAAGAGGAAGAUAAUUCUUGCAUUCCUUCUAAAACGCUUGCACUCCGGGGAGUGUCUUCCUGAGCAGUAUCUUGGACAGUGAGCACCCAGAUGAAAGAGGCACAGAAAUAAAGCUUCUGAAUUAGGUGCUCCAGCUUCCAUUCUCUUUCUCUGGAGUAGAGGAAGGGUUUUUUUGGAACGGAAGGAUCCCUUUUCCCGAAGAUCAGAUUACUUAUUAACCUUUAGGUACAUUCUCUUAACAAAUUCCCUUGAGGGACUAGGUGAAUCCCAAAAGACUAGCUUCCCCAAACCCUGCUGCCCGGGGUCAGUCAUGAAUCUUGUAGGUGUCUUCUUACUUCUGGCGUUUUGCGGAAGAACUUUGACUCAGGAGCAAACCUACGUCAUUGCAGCACCCAAAUGGAUCCGGGCUGGAGCAUCUGAGAAGGUGGUGAUCCAAGCCUAUGGAUACGAACAAGAAUUUCCAGUGACCAUCUCUAUUAAGAGCUUCCCAGAUAAACGGACCACUUAUGCUUCUGGUCGCAUUCAGCUCUCUCCCGCCAAUAAGUUCCAAGAUUCUGUAACUUUAACGGUCCAGCCAAAUGAUUUAUCAAGCAGAGACACAAACAAUCCAGUACAGCAUGCAUAUCUGGAAGCCGUUUCUUCACACUUUACAAGGGAGAAGAAAAUCCCCAUUAGUUAUGAAAACGGAUUUCUCUUUAUUCAGACAGACAAACCGAUUUACACUCCUGAUCAGUCCGUGAAGGUCCGGGCCUAUUCUUUGAAUCAAGAACUGAGGCCAGCCCAAAGAUCCACCACCCUGACUUUUGUGGAUCCAGAAGGAGUUGAGGUGGAUAUUAUCAAAGAAGACGACUUCACUGGCAUUGUAUCUUUCCCUGACUUCAAAAUUCCUCCAUACCCUAAAUUUGGUACUUGGACCAUUAAAGCCAAGUAUGAGAAGGACUUCAGAACCUCCGCGGAAGCCAAGUUUCAAGUCAAAGAAUACGCAAUGCCAGGCUUCUCUGUCUCCAUUGAACCGGAAGCGAACUUCAUUAGUAACCAGCACUUUGAGAGAUUCCGGAUUACUAUUAGGGCAAGUUAUUUUUACAACAAGAGAGUGGCCCUUGCUGACGUGUAUAUCCGAUUCGGAAUCAUUCAAGGAGCCGAGAAAACCAUGAUGCCAAAUGCCCUGAAGCUUGUCCAGAUGCAAGAUGGAGUUGCCGAAUACGUUUUUAACAGCAAGGCCGCUGUUGCUGAAUUACACUAUAAAUCUCUCCAAGAUCUUGAUGGCUCAUAUCUUUACGUUGCUGCUUCUGUGCUGGAAUCUAAUGGUGGCCUGAGCGAAGACAGUGAAUUUCUGGGUAUCCGAUACGUCCUGUCUCCUUACAAACUGAAUCUGGUGGCGACUCCUCUCUUUGUGAAGCCCGGACUGCCCUUCCACAUCAAGGUUCAAGUGAAAGAUCCACUAGAUGUACCUGCCAGAGAUAUCCCCGUUGUCCUCACAGCAAGUACCUUCAGUGAACAAAUGGAAGAGACCACAUUAAUUCGAGAAGGGGAAGAACCUGGGAGAGGUCGAACGAGUCUGAACGACGGGACGGCUUUAUUUGUGGUGAACAUUCCUCGGAACACUGCCGUGCUGGAGUUUCGAAUAAAAACAGCAGAUGCCAGUUUACCGGAAGAAAACCAAGCGAGCGAGCAGUAUGAGGCGAAACAGUAUGUCUCUCUCAGUGGAAGCUAUCUGUACAUCAACUGGGCUACAAGCCACCAAACGCUACGUGUAGGGGAAUACCUCCAACUCAGUGUCCACCCAUCCAGUCCCUACAGUGAGAAAAUACAUCACUACAGCUAUUUGAUAGUAUCCAAGGGAAAAAUAAUAAGCUACGGGAUUCAGGAGAGGAUUGAACGCUCAGAUUAUCAAAGUCUAAAUUUUCAGCUAACUCAGGACAUGGUUCCUUCAGCCCGCCUGCUCAUUUACUACAUCGUCACAGGAGAGGGAGCUGCCGAGCUGGUGGCUGAUUCAGUCUGGUUAAAUAUAGAGCAGAAAUGUGGGAAUAGCCUCAAGGUUCAGCUGUCCUCAGGCAGUGGAUCACACAGCCCGAAAGAUUCAGUGUCACUUCUCAUGAGAACCCAGUCUAGCUCUUUCGUUGCUCUAUCAGCUGUGGACAAGGCAAUUUAUGGAGUCGUGGGAAGCACAAAAAGGCCUAUGGAAAGAGCACUUCUGCAGUUGGAGAAGAGUGACCUGGGAUGUGGCGCUGGCGGAGGACGGAACAACGUGGACGUAUUCCGACUGGCCGGGCUGACCUUUCUCACCAACGCCAAUGCAGAAGACUCCAAGGAAGAAGAUGAUGCUUGUCAUGCCAUCACAAGAUCAGCGAGGUCCACCAUCAAAGAAGAAAUUGAAAAAUUGGUAUCCCAGUUUAAGAAGGAGGAAGUCCGGAAAUGCUGCCGGGGAGGGGCAGAACAGUACCCUCUCCAAGACACAUGCAACGACAGAGCCAAGCGCAUUACGAUCCUCUUGUGCAAGCGGGUCUUUUUGCACUGUUGCGAUUUCGUAUCCCAGCUACGUCGGAAUGCGACCGACGGCAAAGUGAUCAUGCUGGGAAGAAUGGCAUUUAACGCCCUGCUCGAUUUGGAAGUAGAGAUCCGAAGCUAUUUCCCUGAAAGUUGGCUUUGGGAAGUCCACCAAGUUCCUGGUUCAAAAGCCCUCUCUGUGACCCUGCCUGAUUCGCUGACCACGUGGGAGAUACAAGGUGUUGGCAUCUCAGAUCAAGGUAUAUGUGUUGCCGAUCCCCUGCAAGUGGCAGUCAGCAAAGAGGUCUUCCUAAGCGUGCAUAUUCCCUACUCUGUUGUCCGCGGAGAGCAAAUUGAACUGAGAGGAUCCGUUUACAAUUACAAAAAUUCCAGGAUCAGGUUUUGUACGAAGGUCUCUGUGGGCGAAGGAAUCUGCCUCUUCCAAGGUGCAAACACAAAUCCGCAGGGCAUACAGUCUAGUAGCUGUAAUCGGCCACGCACAGAACUCACGGGAUCUUCUGUGGCCUUAGUCAAGUUCAAGAUCCUCCCUCUGGAGAUAGGCCUCCACACAAUCAACUUCACCCUUUUAAGCACUUUGAACAGCGAGACCCUCGUGAAAACAUUGAGAGUUGUGCCUGAAGGCAUCCGAAAGGAGGAACACGAAGGUCACACUCUGGACCCACAAGGCGUUUACGGCACAGUGAAGAGGCAGGUGGAAUUUCGUCAGAGGAUUCCACCAAAUUUGGUCCCGAAGACCGGAGUCGAGAAAACCGUGAGCAUAAAAGGUCUCCUUCUGGGCGAUGUGUUCACUGCUGCACUCAGCCCCGAAGGCCUCAAGUUACUUGCUAACCUCCCCAGGGGAAGCGCAGAAACAGAACUUAUGAAUGUCGUGCCAGCCAUUUUUGUGUAUCACUAUCUGGAAACGACGAACAGCUGGGACCUGUUUGGCCUGGAAACCCUCACUACAAGAAUUAAACUGAGGAGGAGGAUGAGAGAAGGAAUUGUCAGCAUCCUCUCGUUCCGAAAACCCGAUUACUCUUACAGUAUGUGGAAGGGUGGUGAGUCAAGCACUUGGCUGACGGCUUUUGCCCUAAGGAUUUUUGGACAAGUUUACCAGUAUCUGGAGCUCGACAAGUCCUCUGUCUGUGAGUCUCUGAUAUGGAUGAUUGAAUACUGUCAAAUGUCCGAUGGAUCUUUCAGGGAGAUCUCAAGUUACCAGCCAGUAAAACUACAGGGCACGUUGCCUAAAGAACAGAAAGAAAAGACGUUAUAUCUCACGGCCUUCUCCCUGAUUGGAUUUGAAAAAGCAAUUCACAUCUGCCCACUGCAGAGAGUCCAAGACGCUAAGAAUAAAGCUGAAGAUUAUUUGCUGAAAAAUUACAGAUCGGCUCAAAGCACGUUUUCUUUGGCAAUUGUUACUUAUGCGCUUGCUCUCGCAAAGUCCAAGCAGCCUGACGCCCGCACGGCCUUCAGCUUGCUCAAGAGAGAGGCCCUUGUGAAAGUGGGCCCUCCUUUGUAUCGUUACUGGAAAGAGUCUUUCAACAAAGUAGACCAGAGCAGUCCCUCCAAGGAAAGCGCCAAGAUGGUCGAAACCACCGCCUAUGCCCUGCUAACCAUUCUUCUACACGGAGACCAAGCCUAUGCGGACCCCAUUAUCAGAUGGCUGUCAGAACAGCAGAGAUACGGCGGAGGAUUUUAUUCUACCCAGGAUACAAUCAACGCUCUAGAAGCACUGACAGAAUAUUCCAUUCUGGUCAAACGGCUGGCACUCAACAUGAACGUCAAAGUCGCCUACAAGAAUUACGGAGAUUUUCAUCAGUAUAGGCUUACAGGAAACAAUUACGCUGGCAAGCCUGUGGAAGCGCCCUUGAAUGAUGACAUCGAGGUGCGUACAGGUAGCAACACUGGACUGGCAUUCGUGAAUCUGAGGAGGGUGUAUUACAAAUUCAGCACCUCCGAAGACACCUGCAAUUUUCAGCUGAAGAUCGACGUGAAGUCACCAAAUGAAAUGGAUCCCGACCGAUCUUACUCCAGGUGGUAUAAUGAACCCAGCACCCUGAUGGCCUGUGCAAAGUACAGGCCUAGCAGGGGAGAACCGCAGUCCUCCUCUUCCCAUGCUGUGAUGGACAUAUCUUUGGUCAGUGGACUGGAAGCAAACACAAACGAUUUAUCUGUCCUUACAAAUGGAGUGGACCAGAUCAUAUCUAAUUAUGAGAUAAGAGAGGGACACGUCAUAGCACAAAUAGACUCCAUUCCAGCCGGCGAAUUCUUGUGCAUUGGCUUCCGAGUGACGGAAAUUUUCCGUGUUGGCAUGCCAAGCCCAGGGACUUUCACUGUGUAUGAAUAUCACAACCCUGAUAAACAGUGCUCUAUGUUUUACAAUCCUUAUGGAGAAGAGUCACUUGUAAGACUGUGUGAAGGCAGGGAAUGCAAAUGUAUGGAAGCGGAAUGUGGGCUCAUGCAGACGAGAGCAGAUCCGUCCAUCAGUGUCGAUUCGAGGAGGGAAGCCGCUUGCAAGAGCAACACUGCGUACGUCUAUAAAGUGAACAUCCUGUCCUCCAAGACGGAAGGCAACUUUGUUAAAUACACCGCAACUCUCGUGGAUCUCUACAAAAGAGGGGAGGCUUUUGCUCAGAGGAAUGCAGAGGUUUCCUUUAUUAAAAAGACUUCAUGCUCGGAGGUCCAGCUCAGCCCAGGAGAGGAUUAUUUGAUCAUGGGGAAAGAGGCCUUGAAGAUCGGCGAAGGUGUUGAUGCCAAAUACCAGUAUCCUUUAGACGCCAUGACCUGGAUUGAGUGGUGGCCUUCGAAGUCAUCUUGUGCCUCCUGUCAAGAUUUUGUAGAGUUGAUGGAGGAAUUUGUGGAAGAUCUCUUCAUCAACGGCUGCUAAUCCUACCCGGAGACCUCCUCUGGACAAUCUGCAGACCAACCCACCAAAAUGUAGCAUAUGUAUUUUCUAGUCUUCUGCCUGACGUUCCAUGACAUCCAUGGCUGUUUUAACCAGGAAAGUUGCACCAACCUGCAUCAAUAAAACAAUUUAACAUUU
Hemicordylus capensis (graceful crag lizard) is the source of this 6245-nucleotide messenger RNA. It is a transcript of the gene C5, whose product is annotated as complement C5. The transcript is spliced from 41 exons. Gene Ontology annotation, cellular component: extracellular region. Lineage: Eukaryota; Metazoa; Chordata; Lepidosauria; Squamata; Cordylidae. Gene Ontology annotation, molecular function: endopeptidase inhibitor activity; protein binding. Bases 1026 to 6089 code for a protein of 1687 amino acids. The record is from RefSeq and is a predicted model, not a curated record.